Messenger RNA from Anisakis simplex (herring worm), 489 nucleotides. Lineage: Eukaryota; Metazoa; Nematoda; Chromadorea; Rhabditida; Anisakidae. The record is from the annotation of a GenBank genome assembly.
AUGGACAAAUUUUUGGUGCGUAAACCAGCCAAAAGCCAGCCUCAGCUUGAGCUUGAGCCUGAGCAGGCCAGCGCGCCCAAAUCGCCGAAAGUGUCGAAAAUUUCGGAGGAAACUAAGCAGCCAAAAACAGAGAAAAAGGACAAGGAGAGCGAUGGCGCGGGCCGGAAAACUGAAGCAGCGAUUCAAGGAGAGAAUGGCCACCAAAAGGAUGACAAGAGCAACAAGAUUCCGUAUUUACGGCUGGCUAAAACGCUGGAGAGAAUCGAGAACACAUCGUCAAGGUUGGAAAUAAUUCGAAUUUUGAGUGAGUUUUUCGCGGAAACACUCCGCCAGGAUGCACACGAGCUCACAGAUUGUGUCUAUUUGUGUGUGAAUCAACUGGGUCCGGCGUACGAAGGUCUUGAGUUGGGUAUCGCUGAGGGAACGCUGAUUAAGGCUAUAGCUGAGGCAACAGGCCGCAAGGUAAGGAUUCCGGGACAAUAUUUUUGA